Messenger RNA from Saccostrea cuccullata (small rock oyster), 3652 nucleotides. Its product is annotated as phosphatidylinositide phosphatase SAC2-like. Bases 3 to 1823 code for a protein of 606 amino acids. Gene Ontology annotation, cellular component: clathrin-coated endocytic vesicle; early endosome. Gene Ontology annotation, biological process: regulation of endocytic recycling; phosphatidylinositol dephosphorylation. Gene Ontology annotation, molecular function: phosphatidylinositol-4-phosphate phosphatase activity. The transcript has 9 exons. Lineage: Eukaryota; Metazoa; Mollusca; Bivalvia; Ostreida; Ostreidae. The record is from RefSeq and is a predicted model, not a curated record.
GUAUGAAGUUUGAGAAUGUGUCCAUUCUGACUGAUGGGGUCACGGACAUGCUUAAACUCAUGAGAUACUGCUGGUUGAACAAGGACAGCGCAAUAUGUGAACAAAGAGGGGUGUUCAGAGUCAACUGUGUAGACUGUCUGGAUAGAACAAACGUCAGUCAGACCGCCAUAGCUAGAAUCGUCAUGGAAACACAACUGAGAAAACUUGGUAUCCUCCCCCCUGAUGAGACACUCCCCACAAACUGUAAGAGGAUUUUCCAGGUCCUCUGGGCCAACAAUGGUGAUGCCAUUAGCAGGCAAUAUGCUGGAACAGCAGCUUUAAAGGGAGAUUAUACUAGGACAGGGGAACGAAAAAUUACAGGCAUGAUGAAGGAUGGUGUUAAUUCUGCUAACAGGUACUACCUACGUUUCCGUGACAGCUAUCGCCAGGCAACCAUUGACCUGAUGCUGGGUCAGCUGGUCCUCACGGAUGCCAUGAUGUUGUCCUCGGACAAGCUGGACUCCUCAGAGGGCGAUGAGGAGGAGGAGGAGGACUCUAACGAACUCCUAGAGAAGGAGGAGAAUCUCAAAAUGCUGAUUGAGGACGCCAAGAAGAUGCUGAUCAUUGAACCGGAACAGUGUAUGGGGGGCUGGAGUCUCAUCAACGCUGACCCACAGACUGGGGAUGAGGAUCGAUUAGACAUGGACAUUAUCCUGCUCCUUAGUCAGAGGUCAGUGUACGUAGCCUGGUAUGAUGAUGAAGAGGAACAGAUCGUCCAGUACCAGAGGAUAUUCCUCGAAGACAUCGUCAAAAUGGAAAUAGGUGCUGAGCCUUCCAUUUUCAAGUCAAAGUUUGUGUGUCUGCGGAUUCAUUACCAGCACUAUGCAGAGGAGGGCUUCUUCCACACGUUCAGGAUUCCUCGUACAAGACUCUUCAACAACAUGAUCAUCGUUGUUAAAAAUACGGAAGAUGCUAGAGAAAGUCUGAAGGCAAUACAUCAGGCCUUUGCGGCCGCCCAAGAAAUUCUGUCACUGAAACUGGAGCUGGAAACCAAAACCAAGUUGGAUAGGAGGAAAACAAAACCACAUCCUGACAUUCAGAAUAUUUAUAUAGAACAACAGGAGAAAACACUGAGUAACUUACACGUACCGCGAGAUGUAUCUGCUGGGGAAUUGACUAAACUGUCAGGGUCAAACACACCCAGGUCAAGGUCAAGAAAUAGCCCAAGGUCGGUCAGUCCUGUGAUGUCAUCACCUGUCAGCAGUCCUGGUCAACAAAGGAAGAAUCUCUUUCCGAACUUUGCAAACAUCACAAAAAAUCUAAGUUCUGGGAUAAAGCUCCCUAAAUUUACUCUGCCAAAACUAGACACAAAAACGGACCCCCAGGAGGAUGCUGGGAAGGCUGAGGAUAAAGUGGAACAUAAAAACAGGAGUGACAACUCUGGACGACGGUCUAGACUCAGCUCGCAUGGAAGCCGAGAUGACAGUGAGAUCGACAUUAAAGACCGAAGCUCGCGAGAUUUUGAUGACAUGGUUCUAGCUUCCUGCGGAAUUUUGGAGACUCACAAUAUCUUAAAUGCAGACCUUCCACUAGAAGAAAAUGUCAACUCUGAACAAAAUGUAAAUUCCAAUACUGAGGAUGACCAGCUUGGUAAAGACGGCCUAGAGGAAGAGAAUGCAGCCUUGAGUAAGGAGUCUGAGAAAAUUAGUCAAAUUCCAAAAAUAAAAAUUAUAACCCCAAAUACCACCACGAGAAAAAUGCGGAGAAUUAUUGACGCCAUUGAACAAGAGCUGCAGGCCAAGAUUGGAGACAGAGAAUGUGUCACACAGUUUAUAUUCUUAUGAAAUUAGGGCACUGCUUUAUUAGUUGAAACAUAUUUAGUAUUUUAGCAUUUAUUGAUCCAUGUACACAUGUACGAUCAUAUCAGGACUUUACACCAAUUUUUUUUUAUGUAAUUGCUUUUAGUUUUGUGCAGUCUGUGAUACUAGGGUACCCCAAUUAACAGAUGAUUAGACUAAUUACACAUAUUUUCAAAGUAUAUAUAAAUUUUGUUUUAUUUUAUUUUAAUUAAUUAAUGCAUGUUAUUUCACACUUUUAAAUGCAAAUUAAAAUUUGUUAAAUGAAUGGGAUAUUCUUGAACAGUCCAUUUGUAGGCUAAACAUUGAACAAAAUUUAUUAGAGAAUUUCAUUUGAUUGGUUCUUUACAGGAACUGAAUUUCUAGGGAUUUUAAAUGUUGUGUAAUUUUCCAUGUAAUUUGACGUACUUGAACAACGAAGUUGUAAGAUUCACAACGAAAUUCACUUCUCUUUGGUUUUCCAUCUGGCUACAUGAGAAUACAUUUAAGUAUGCUAAUUUAGAAAUAAAAAUUCCAUAUUAUAUAUUAUAAUUUAUUGCUUGAUAGUAAUGUCAUGCAGUAUUUAUUUUAUUUUUAAUGGUUGAUGCAUUUCUAUAUAAGCAUUAAUUAAUACUCUUAUCUUGUGCAAUAUAUUUAAAAGCAAUUUACAUGUACUAGUAAGCUAGCCUAUUUUGUUUUCAGUUACUAAUACUUAGUAGAAAUAAAUUUUGUGCAAGGUUAGGGUUAAAUUAGAUUGGUAUAUAAGGUAUUUUUCCUUAAUAUUAAUUACACUUGUAUUUACACUGUCUGUAGUUUGUAUCUUAAUUGGUACCUACAUGUAGCAUGCUUGUGAUCAAACUUAAUUUCGCAUCUAUUAAGCUUUCAUCAACUUAAGAUAGAAGAAAGAUGAUUUAACGAGGCCCGAUCUAGUUGAUCUGUGCAUACGUUUUAACGCAGCGUCGACUCAGGCACGUCACAAUACCGUUGACUGCCGUCACAAUUGAACUCAAUACUGUCACAAUUAAAAUGACGUCAAAUUGCGCUAAAAUGUUUCGCUGAUCUUUCUUACCUGGUAGCUCUAUAGACUGUGCAUUGAAAGCUGCCAUUUCGAUUAUUAAUUUUUUAAAUAUUUAAAUUAAUAAACAACUUUGGAACCUAAUUAAUUUUGAGGGGUCAAUUUUUUGGUACAGAUUCAUUAAUUUUAUCUUGUUUUAUUUCAAUUUGUGAGUUUAAAAAAACAAACACUGCAACCAAAAGUAAACGAUUUUAGUCUUUCUCUUUGAACAUGUUAAAGUGCAUGUUGAUACACACAUUUUUUUUAUUGCGGGCUUACAUAUGCAUGGGUUAUCUUCACUUUUAAAAAAUAAAAUAAGUCUAUAAAUCAUUUAAAUGCAACCCCCGAAAUAUUUUAUUUUUCUAUAUAUUACAUUAUAUUAGUGAAAAUCGCAAUUUUGUCGCCUCCCCCCCCCCCUUCCUCCCUCUACCCCUUUUUUCCACGUAAAACAACGUUGCGUGUUGAGAGAAAAAUAAAGCAUGGCGAGAAAAUUAUUUCAUAAUGUAGGAAUUAUUUAUUUUUUAGAAACUAAUACAGUAUCACAAUCGUUUGUUGGUGUUAUGUAAACCCAUUGCGACAUACAAAAUACGUAGUUGGAUAGAAUAAAUCCAAAUUUUGUGUUUUGACAUGCCCCCUUUUCACUGCAAUAAAGGCUACCUCCAAUUUUCUUUUCAUUUUUUAUAAGAAGAAUGAAAAUUGCAUGAUAUAUGUGAAAAACAAAGAAUUUCAUCAUGUAUUUUUUUUUAAUUUGUAAAUUUCUUUGUUUAUUGAAGAGUUUUAGUAU